UCAUAUUCUCUGAUUAUCAGCAAUCCGAUGUUGGCUAUCUACCUGGCCAAUAUCUAUCCAGAAGAGUUGUUUGAAAACAAGAGAGUGAUCAUUGACGGAAUACUGAUUUACUUGAAUGAGUUCACAGAACUCAACGGAUCUACUAGAUACAGAAGAGUGAGACAUUUCGAACAGUAUUUAUUUCUGAUCGAGCGAGUCCUGGAGUUCUUCAGUUACUCCCAAGGCAAGUAUCUCAUCAACAUAUUCGACAGACUCCUUGAUGUCGUACAGCCUUCACUCAACACAAAGUUUCCAGAGAACAGCAAAAACAAACAACAAAAACGAGUGCUUGACAACAAUCAGAACAACUUCUUGGUGUAUUCUCUGACUCCUGUCAAAGACUGCGUGCUCAUCAUGAAUAUUUGUUGUGUGCUCUAGAACUCUCAUGAAGACUUGAAGUCAUUCAGUAAGCCUGUGAUCAAGAAGUACUCUAAAGUGGUCAAUGCCAUCGUUGACGAGACCGAGAGCAUCCAACAAGUCUACCAAAUAUUCACCAACAAAUGCUUCAAUCGCAGAGCAGUUAUCGACCUGGUCUCAAGCUGUGACCUGCAACUGGUGCUGAAUAACUCAAAACUUGCAAAGAUUGUUGAAGAUUUCUGGGAAGGCCCCUUUGAAAUAGAGUUCUUUAUGAACCAGUCUUACUGUUACCAACAACUCCGCAACAUGUUUAUCGACUCUAAGCGGUUCUUCGGAUUCAAGCCUGCAACCAGGUAUCACUUUAGCAUUGAUAAGCUCUGGAGCAAACAGAAAGUGAUCAGCUGGAAGUUCCUGAGCGAGAUCGAGCAGCAGAGACCACGGAGAGCCCACUUCUUUCACUUUCAAAGGUGGGACAAGUCACUGCAAACCAAAUAUGUGCUGGAGGCAUUUAUGAUCAUUAUCAGCUCAAUCGCUGCAUUUACUUUUGCUUCGGAAGCAAUGGACUUCUUAUAAAAUCAGGAUUUUUGAAAGCAGCAGAAUUAGGACUAAUAGGAGAUGAACUGGAGGUUGAGGGCCUUACAGAAUCUGAAACAGAAGCUUUGAGUCAAGAAUUAAUAUCUGCUUUAGAGGAUCUAGAUGAGCAAGUCUCUAAAUUUUUAGUUGCUCUUGACGAAAGUGUAUUCGUAAGUUUUUAUAAAAUCUUUGUGUUUCAUCGAUUUCUAGCUGAAUUGGAUAAUGUCAGUUUAUCUUCUGAAAAAUAUCAAAGAAUAUAUUUACAUGGAGCUGAGGCAUAAAGAUACUUCAACUCUGGGCAUUCAAACAACAAUGAGUCUUGUAUAUUGCUUCACUCUUAUUUGGAUAAGCCGACUUCUCGUUUACUAUGAUGGGCUGUUCGACAAAAAUGAAAAAUUUUAUCAUGUCACUUUGAUAAGUUAUAGCUCAAAUAAAUUAGAAAUAUAUUGUGUUUAAAUAUAUUUCUCAAUCAUCCAAUUCUAUUCGCAUUUUUGAUAUGAAAAUGUUCUCAGAAUUCUCUUUAAUAUAGGUUCAAGUUCGAAUAUCUGCUGAAAUUUUUGAGGGGACUAGGAUGACUUACCCUAAUCAUACUUGAUAAGGAUUUGGUCUCAUUAGACUAUCCAAAAAGAGCUAGAUUCCAAAAUAUCUACUACUUCGACAUGAUAAUAUCUAAGGCAAUUAUGUUAUCAAGUGAAAAGAAGUUGACUAAGCAACUAUUUUCAUUCAAGAUCAUUUCUAUGAAUAAGCAGCUCAUCCUUAUGGUGUAAAA
Molecule: messenger RNA, 1738 nt
Organism: Moneuplotes crassus
Lineage: Eukaryota; Ciliophora; Spirotrichea; Euplotida; Euplotidae
Source: the annotation of a GenBank genome assembly